Microcebus murinus (gray mouse lemur) is the source of this 3081-nucleotide messenger RNA. NCBI's taxonomy places the organism in Eukaryota, Metazoa, Chordata, Mammalia, Primates, Cheirogaleidae. The record is from RefSeq and is a predicted model, not a curated record.
AGGCCCACCCAUGGGGGCACCGCUAGCAGAAAUGUCUGCUUCUGUGAUGUCGCCACAGGCACAAGACCUCCUUCCCAUGAGGUCAUCACAGAGGAAGAGGCGUGCCUAUGAGGUCAUCGCUCAGAGCCAUGCCUACGUUCUGUGGCGUCAUCACAGACUCCCUUCCUGUGAGGUGACAGCGGAGAUGAGGCCUUGUCCCAUGACAUCAUUCCUAGAGACCAAGAUUCCUUCCCAUGAUGCCACUGUAGCGGCAAGUCUCGCCCCUGCACCGUCUUCUCUGGCUCUAAGGCCUCUUUUGGCAUCGUAGUCCUGGAGGAGAUACCGUCCUCCCGUACCUUCACCGCAGAGAAGGUGCCUCUGUCCUGUGAUGUCAUCGCUACAGACAAAGCCAUCUUGCUGGGACACACGCAGGAGAGAAUACCUCGCUGACUGUGUCCUCACUAGAGAUAAGGCCCUUUUCCCAUCGUCAUCACAGGGACCCUGGCUCCCUCCUGUGAUGCCAUCACCAGAGAAGGUGCCUUGCCCUAUGACGUCAUCGGAGGGACCAUGCCUCCUCCUGUGAUGUCAUCACCAGAGAUGACAACCCCCUCUGGGGCCUCUCCAGGACGAAGCCCCUUGUGUGAUGUCACCACCAGAUGCUACAUGCUCUGAGAUGACACAAGGAGACACCCCCACUGCUGCCGCCAUGUCCUAAGAAAGCAGGGCGUCCCCGCCCUAGGGAAGACGCCAGAGAAAGCGCCCUGUGCUGAGAUGUCAUCCGAGGGGUGCAUCACUGGGGAGGCCACCCCCGUGGAGAGGCCUACCCCAGCGAUGAGGGUCUGUGUGUGGAUUGAUGGUGGCGAUGCCUCUGCCCCCAGUGCUGUGAUGUCAUCACCAAGCACCUCCUCCUCGGAGGCAGUGCCCACUCUGGCCACCAUCACUGUUGGUGGUGUCGCAGUUUCUGCCUUGUCCCGCCAUGACUCAGCUUUGUUGCUCCUUCCCCCCACCCCAGGGACAUGCCCGACAGGAUCUCCAUCAGACCCUCUGAAAGGAGAUGGGGCCUUGGGUCCUGCCUCUGUGCAGCAGCUCUGGAGGGACAGAACCCCCAGACAGGCUUCUGCUCCCAGGGAGCUCCCAUGGGAGUCAUGGGACCCCAGCUGGAGUCAUGGGACUCAUAGGUGGCCCAAAGCCUGGCCUCACUUCUUUCUGCCAUAUCUAGAGACACCAUCGCCUCUGUCAACAAAGUCCUGGCCUCCUGCUGGGGGGAGGGGUCAGGGGUGAGUCUGCUAUUGACCUUGCUGAUGACAUCAUUAGCACCACAUUACACCCACCAUUCAUGAUGGCUUUCCACCUGGGGCCAAAUGUUACCGGUGUCUGAUGAUAGCAUCAUUUCCCAGGAUUCCCUAUGACCCACCACAACUAUGGUAUCAUCCUCUUCCAGCAUUAACCAUGACUAAUAUUGUCAUAAUCUCCCAACAUUCCCUAUUGCCAAUGUCACCAUCUUCCAUGAUUCCCCACAGCCAUGGUGUCAUUGCCUCCCAGGAUCCACCACAGCCAUGGUGUCAUCGCCUCCCAGGAUCCACCACAGCCAUGGUGUCAUCGCCUCCCAGGAUCCACCACAGCCAUGGUGUCAUCGCCUCCCAGGAUCCACCACAGCCUUGGUGUCAUCGCCUCCCAGGAUCCACCACAGCCUUGGUGUCAUCGCCUCCCAGGAUCCACCACAGCCUUGGUGUCAUCGCCUCCCAGGAUCCACCACAGCCUUGGUGUCAUCGCCUCCCAGCAUCCACCACAGCUUUGGUGUCAUCGCCUCCCAGCAUCCACCACAGCCUUGGUGUCAUCACCUCCCAGGAUCUAUCACAGCCUUGGUGUCAUCACCUCCCAGCAUCCACCACAGCCUUGGUGUCAUCACCUCCCAGUGUCCACCACAGCCAUGGAGUCAUCACCUCCCAGGAUCCACCACAGCCUUGGUGUCAUCACCUCCCAGCAUCCACCACAGCUUUGGUGUCAUCACCUCCCAGUGUCCACCACAGCCUUGGUGUCAUCACCUCCCAGUGUCCACCACACCCUUGGUGUCAUCACCUCCCAGCAUCCACCACAGCCUUGGUGUCAUCACCUCCCAGGAUCCACCACAGCUUUGGUGUCAUCACCUCCCAGCGUCCACCACACCCUUGGUGUCAUCACCUCCCAGGAUCCACCACAGCUUUGGUGUCAUCACCUCCCAGCAUCCACCACAGCUUUGGUGUCAUCACCUCCCAGGAUCCUCCACAGCCUUGGUGUCAUCACCUCCCAGGAUCCACCACAGCCCUGGUGUCAUCACCUCCCAGGAUCCACCACAGCCAUGGUGUCAUCACCUCCCAGUGUCCACCACAGCCUUGGUGUCAUCACCUCGCAGGGUCCACCACAGCCUUGGUGUCAUCACCUCCCAGUGUCCACCACACCUUUGGUGUCAUCACCUCCCACCGUCCACCACAGCCUUGGUGUCAUCACCUCCCAGCAUCCACCACAGCUUUGGUGUCAUCACCUCCCACCGUCCACCACAGCCUUGGUGUCAUCACCUCCCAGGGUCCACCACAGCCUUGGUGUCAUCACCUCCCAGUGUCCACCACAGCCCUGGUGUCAUCACCUCCCAGGAUCCACCACAGCUUUGGUGUCAUUACCUCCCAGGAUCCACCACAGCCUUGGUGUCAUCACCUCCCAGUGUCCACCACAGCCUUGGUGUCAUCACCUCCCAGGAUCCACCACAGCCUUGGUGUCAUCACCUCGAAGGGUCCACCACAGCCUUGGUGUCAUCACCUCCCAGUGUCCACCACAGCUUUGGUGUCAUCACCUCCCAGUGUCCACCACAGCCUUGGUGUCAUCAUUUCUCAGAUUCUGCCAUGACCAAUGAUAUUAUUAUCUUUCAGAGUCCACUUUGUCUGAUGGUGACAUCCUCUCCUGAAAUCCACUGGGACUGAUGAUGCUACCAUUUCCCAUAAUCCCUCAUGAUUGUGGUGUCAUCACCUGCCAGGACUGAACCAUGCAUGGUGUCAUAACCUCCCAGUAUCCACUUCAACCAUGGUGUCAUCACUUCCCAAGAUCCUCUUUAGCCGUGUGUCUCAUGUC